GUCCUAUCAGAGCAGCAGAGCAGAGUCUGAUGUCGGUGGCUGAGGGUCUUUCAUCCAGACGUGUGUGACUCUUCAUCAACGGACGACAGCAGGUCAGACGUGAACGUUUGCUCCUUGUGGCUGCUCAUGUUUUAAAGAAAUGGAUCCUGAUGGUAAGAGAGGUGAGGCUGUUCCACUGUAUGAGGGGCAGUUUAAUGGGUACCCUGAACAGCCGGGACAGUUCGGCCCUCCUGGACAGUUCGGCCCUCCUGGACAGUUCGGCUCUCCUGGACAGUUCGGCCCUCCUGGACAGGGCGGACAGCCUGGACAGUUCGGCCCUCCUGGACAGUUCGGCCCUCCUGGACAGGGCGGACAGCCUGGACAGCCUGUUGGACCUGUAGUGGUUGACCAUACCACAGUGCAGAUCUCCACUGAGCCCCCCCGGGACCACAUCGUCUGGUCCAUACUCAGUCUUUUCUACGCAAACAUUUGUUGCCUCGGACUGGCAGCUCUCAUCUGCUCGAUCAAGGCCAGAGACCGGAAGAUGGCUGGAGAUAUGGUUGGUGCCCGACACCACGGCUCCACCGCCCGCACACUCAACAUCGUCGUUGCAUCUCUGGUUAUCGUCUGCAUCAUCAUUUCUAUUAUUCUCUUGAUCGAUGAACCAUAUGACUCAAUGUACAUCUACGACUUUUGGGGCGGCAGCUUGUAAACGAGCUGAGUCGUCAGCUGCUGCCGCUACGUUCCUUUGAUCUGUCACAUUUUAUACCUUAAACAUGUGAACACGACUGAUUUGUGUUUGUGUGUCCAAACUGUUUCAUUUGACAAUAAAAGAGUUUCCUAACCCGUGUGAUUUGAUCAAAUUGUUACAGAACAUUUCAGACUUAAAUCUGAAACAGGACGACAGCUACAAAAAGCUAAGAACAGUUAUGAGAGAGCAGAUUCAACGUUAAUAAAUCAGUGACAAGUGAUUUAAAGCUGCCACAGACGCUCGUUCAUUAUUAUUCAGGAAGUACCUUUUCAAAAUAAAAGAAACCAUUUCAAAAUAAAUGUAUCAAAACUUU
Messenger RNA from Limanda limanda (common dab), 1043 nucleotides. RefSeq names its product interferon-induced transmembrane protein 3-like. The record is from RefSeq and is a predicted model, not a curated record. The transcript has 4 exons. NCBI's taxonomy places the organism in Eukaryota, Metazoa, Chordata, Actinopteri, Pleuronectiformes, Pleuronectidae. The coding region runs from base 140 to 691 and encodes 183 amino acids. Gene Ontology annotation, cellular component: plasma membrane.